Racocetra fulgida is the source of this 177-nucleotide messenger RNA. Lineage: Eukaryota; Fungi; Glomeromycota; Glomeromycetes; Diversisporales; Gigasporaceae. The record is from the annotation of a GenBank genome assembly.
AUGAAACAUCACUCCGAUUUCAACAUUUUUCAAGAACACCACGCCGAUUUCAACACUUUUCAAGAAUACUACGCCGUUUCUGAACGUGGCAACUCUAACGAAGCGUUUAUAAUAAAAAUUAGGAUUGAUAUUAUGAAUAGUGUAGUAAGCCUUCGUGAAGUAUUAGUUACGCAAUAA